Spodoptera frugiperda (fall armyworm) is the source of this 980-nucleotide messenger RNA. RefSeq lists its product as uncharacterized. The transcript is spliced from 3 exons. Lineage: Eukaryota; Metazoa; Arthropoda; Insecta; Lepidoptera; Noctuidae. The record is from RefSeq and is a predicted model, not a curated record. The coding region runs from base 160 to 621 and encodes 153 amino acids.
GCUACGUCUCAUUCAGUGCACGCUGAUUCGUGAUGCCAUAGAGUCCAUAGACUGUUGGACAUCUCCGAGAACGCGCGAAAUCUAUUCGAAAUUUAAUUUGAAAAAAGUGUCGUGAAUGACAAUCGAAUAGUGGAUAGUUUUAUUUUUUUAAUUGAUACGAUGUGGCGGACUGUGUUGGGCUUUUCAUUUUUCUUUUACGCCAUCGUUUCGCACGUCACUACGGCGCCGAUGUAUUAUCAAAAUCAAAACUCACGAGGUCCAAGCUAUACGAUAUCGAAUGGCCCCGGAGGUCCACACAAGCCGUACAUAGAGGUCCGCAACUCGACGUACCACGGCAGCGGGCCGCGGGAGGAGGCGCGCGCCAUGUGCUCCGUGCGGACGCAGGAAGUCAACGCCACCGCCAACGCCACCAUCACCAGGAGGCUGCACGGAGUCGUCACUUCUCGAGAACUCCACAACUCGAUCCAGCGUUUGGAGGUGAUAAUCUACGGUCAGAUGCAGCAGCUAUGGCAGAGUUUGGACGCGCUACGAACGCAGCUGUCUGGCAACACGCGAUCCAGUAACAUCAUGUUCCCGCCUCGGAACACCGUGUCCUUUAGAUACCAACCCCGAUCACUGUGAUCUUAGAGUAGCAAACCUUUGAUGAUAUAUACAGAGAUGGGUACAGGGGAAAAUGAACUUUGUUCUUCAUUACUUUAGAAACUCAUUUGUUAUAAAGUUGAUAUGAUUUAUUGUUAAGACGUAAUUAUGUCCCAUACACAUUCCCUUUGCCUCUAUAAAUCCGAUCUUAUUAUGUUUGUUGUGAAGAACCAAAUAAUCUGAAGUCAAUGCACUUAGGGAUAUUCGCAAGGUCAUCCCAAACCUAAUUAGAGGAUCACUAAUAAAAUUAUAACGAUUAAUACGAACAUGUGUUGCAAAAUACCUGUGUUACUAUAUCCCACCAGUAUGUAAAAUAGAGGAGAGUUACUAUUGUAUCAAAG